Molecule: messenger RNA, 4768 nt
Organism: Mugil cephalus (flathead mullet)
Lineage: Eukaryota; Metazoa; Chordata; Actinopteri; Mugiliformes; Mugilidae
Gene: cbfb
Product: core-binding factor subunit beta
Exons: 7
Coding region: 512-1036 (174 amino acids)
Biological process (GO): regulation of transcription by RNA polymerase II
Cellular component (GO): core-binding factor complex; nucleus
Molecular function (GO): transcription coactivator activity; sequence-specific DNA binding
Source: RefSeq, a predicted model, not a curated record
CUUGAGACGCAGACAGGGAGCGCUCAUUUGUUGCCACUUGCUUUGAGAUCAGACGCUCGUCGAGAGAGAGAAAGAGAGAGGUAGAGAGACACCAGGACACAGCAAGAAAGAAAGAGAGGGAGGAGGGCGGAAGGGAGGGAGGGAGAGCCGCACGGUCAAAUUGAGCUUUAUCUAUCGGAGUGGGUCACUCAAUAAGAGCCAUCUGGAGCCAGGGGCGACCCGGAGCGCGCAGGAGCCGCAGCCAGAGGCAGAUCAUCAUUAUAUGAGCAGCAGUCACAAUCACAGAGGCCAGGCAGAAGAGAGAGCACAUUGCUCCACACAGAGAAGAAGAAGAAAAAAAAACACACACACUCAGACACGGAAGAGAAGUGAGUGAAAGAGAAGCUGAGUGAGAGGCGGACGGCAGCGCACACAGUUUAACUUUUGCUCUGCGGGAUAUUUAAAAAGAAAAAAGAAAAAAAAAAAGAGGCUAAAAAAGUGAAACUCAAGCGGCCGGAAAGUGUUGGUGAAGAUGCCGCGGGUAGUCCCGGACCAGAGGAGCAAGUUUGAGAAUGAGGAGUUUUUCCGCAAGUUGAGCAGGGAGUGUGAGAUUAAAUAUACCGGGUUCAGAGACCGGCCUCAUGAGGAGAGACAAGCUCGCUUCCAGAACGCCUGCAGGGACGGACGGUCAGAAGUAGCCUUUGUAGCGACAGGUACGAACCUCUCCCUCCAGUUUUUUCCAGCCAACCUCCAUGGAGACCAGAGGCAGGUUCCUACAAGGGAAUACGUCGACUUCGAAAGGGAGACCGGAAAGGUCCAUUUAAAGGCGCCUAUGAUCUUGAACGGGGUGUGUGUGAUCUGGAGAGGCUGGAUUGACCUACAGAGGCUGGACGGGAUGGGAAUGCUGGAGUAUGACGACGAGAGGGCGCAGCACGAGGACGCUUUGGCUCAAGCGGCGUUUGAAGAGGCGCGGCGCAGAACCAGAGACUUUGAGGACAGAGACAGAUCACAUAGAGAGGACCUAGAGGACCCUGUGGUUUCUAAAAUCUGGGACUGAUGACACACAGACAGACAGCCAGCAGAAAAGAACAGGUCCAGACGACAGCAGGACCCCAGCCCUGGCUCAAACAUGGCCAACGCUGACGUGGAACACAAGAUGCGCUGAGGAGGAGUAGGAUGAAGAAGUCACCGAAGGAGGAAGAGUAGAAAAACCAGGGGCCGGUAGCCUGCUCACUUUCAACACAAUCAAAGGAGGAGUCACAUGCUUUUGUAGGCUGGCUGUUCACCACCACUUCCUGAUAGGUUUAAUUUGGUCAUUCUCACGUAACAAACUUCUGCCAAUAUUUGAAUGUAACGGAAAAUAAACUUCCUAGUUUGAUUGAUUUGAAAGUGAAGGAACGGCCCAGAAAAGAAGGAUAAAGGAAACAUGAGACCUGGACAAAAAGUAGACGCGUUUAUUUAAAACCAGAGGAAGGAGCAUGAGCAUUUUAUUUUUAUUUUUAUUUCAUUUUUUUUUGUAAAUGUCGAAGAUGCCUUUUUUGAGCCAAAACAGUUUGACAUACAAUUUAUAUAUUUAUAUAUAUAUAUAUAUAUAUAUAUAUAUAUAAAGUAUAGAUCACGUCAUUCAAAUUUUAAAAGCUUUGAUAUUUUUUGUCCAGGUCUAAAAGGAUUUGAUGGAUGGGGGUGGUUUCAAGUACCAAAAUAUAUUUUCUAUUAAUACAAGGUGUUGAAAAUAGAGGGAGAUGGGUGGUACAGAGGUAUAGAUGUCAUUAACAGGGAGAGGAGGAGUUGGAGUCGGAGGAGGAUGAGCGGAGAAGAGAGAUCAUGGCGGCUCAGGGUCACGGUCAGGGCUUACCAGUAGAGCGUGCAUCAAAAGUGAGGUGUUGACGGGUUUAAGUAAGAAUUCUCCAUUGUUCAGUGUUGCGCAACACUUCACAUUUGUUAACAUGCCCUUGUUAACUCCCACUAUACCCAGCUCACUUCCUAAAACCUGCUGUUUUCUGAGACCAAAGUUCACUUUUGCUGGAGAGGAGAGGGGAAGGGGAGGGAAAUAAACCAAGAGGGAAACUUUAGUUGCUUUUAAAAAGACUUUUUUUUUUUUUUUUUUUUUUGCCAGGCUGUAGGACUAAAAAAGUGUUUGCUGUAUUAUAUUUUUAGUUAUCUCUCAAAAACGCUGCUUUGAUGAGAUACUGGUGACGACAGAAUCACAGGUUAUGUAGCAAAAAAACAAACAAAAAAAAAACCUGAAGGCGGGAUAAUUAACAAAGCAAACUGCUACAAAAUCUUUGGAGGAAAUUAUGUUUUUGUGGGAAUGGGAGGGAGGGAGGGGCGAUUCAGAUGUCUUCCGAGGGGUUUUGCACUAUGUGAUACAAUCAGUCUCUCUUUUUAUUUUUUGUUUUCCAUGCAUGAAACCAAACACAGGCUACGUUCUUUGUCGCUCCCCCAUGCAGCCAAUCUAUCAUCAGAGCACUCUGUGCGGCGCUUUGAUGAGGAAUAACUGGGCGAUUCAAAGUCAUCAGGUGGGCUCUCAGCGAAAACCCAAACAGCAGCGUGCUCGAAAUGGCACAAAGCAUCUGUGUCCUGAUGGGGCAUUUCCACAUUUCAUAGUUUCCCUUAUGUCAAACAGAGACUGGCAGAGUCUCUCGUUGUGACUCUGAAAGUAAUCAGCUCAGGUGUGACCUUUAGAUGAAAAAAAAAAAAAAAAAGUGUGCACAUUUCAGAGCAACUAAACAUCAACGGGAAACAAUGCAUCUCCAAAUUUGGACAUCUUCCUUGAGGGGUUAAGAAAAAUAUCUUCAUAAUUUAAAUACAAUUUUCUUCCAAAUGUAUUGUCAAAAAGAUGAAAACGCAACAUUAACAUGGAUUCAAAUGGAGAUCAGCUUAAAUCACAAGCUAAAAAAGAAAAGAAAUUGGAUUACUAUCAAUAUUAAUAUUUUAUCAUCUCACACCAGACUGACAUGACGACCACCCAGAUAUUCCUUAUCAUGAAAUGACUGCCAUUAAAGGACUGUAAUAAAAAGUUGCAGCCUUCUAUUCCCUGUCCUGUUACAGCACUAGUGUAAUGAAACGGUAUGUUUUGUUUGUUCUGUUAUCUUAUUAUUUUGUUUGUGUGAAAGUCAUGAUGUUUACUUUUUAUAUUCUGUGUACGUACUCUUUUUUUUUUUUUUUUUUUUUGUCCGUCUUUUUCUGCUUCGUUACGAACCAGCAGCAGUAGGCUAUUUUAUGUAAAAGUUGAAAAGUACAAAAUGUCUCCAGAAAUUUGGGAGGUUUGAGGACUUUUUGUUGCUUUUUUCUUUCAUGUUGUUCUUUUAUUAAUGUUAUUUGUUAUUUACUUCCUGGUUCAAAUGCAUUGAACACGGAUUGACUCGAGCCCUGUCAUCAGGCUGGGUUAAUGUUUUUUAUAUAUAUAUAUAUUUUGCAAUUAGAAGCUUAAAUAAUUUUCCAGUGUGUUUCUCAUUUAACCUUUUUUUUCAUUCUUUUUGCACUCAACGGUUUUAUUAUAAUGAUUAUAACCUUUUCUUCUCAGCCUGACUUAUUAAGAUUUUUAGGUCUACAUUAUUAUUAUUAUUAUUUUUUGUACAUUGAUAGCCAUGUGUUUGUAACAUUUUACAAGAUAUUUUAAUAAAUGAUAGUGAAAAUUAAAAAAAUAAAUAAAAAGUGAAAAUUGAAUGAAAACUACAACAAGGAGACACACUUAAAGAAGUUUCAUUUUUAAAAGGCUUUUUAAUUUGGUUAACCUAAGGUCAGGAAAUUAACAUUGGCAGAGAUUGAGAGAUUGAGUCCUCAAACUCUGCAAAGUCAGCUGCCUCAGUGUUUAACUUGCUCACGGCGUUUCUGUCUGAGAGCAUCUGCACUGUGAUAAGUGGUGGAUUUAUGUCGGUUUUUGUUACGUUGAAGAGCUCAGCUGGUGAGAUAAGUUGGGAGAAGUAGGCCUUGCAUGAGGUGAACGGAUGGAGGGAAUCUGAAGUUUUACAUGAACUGUGGUUGGUGACGUUUCCACUGUGCAAAAAUGUUUAUAUUAGCAGAACUGAAAUCUCCAAGUUGCUCGGUGUAGACGAUGGCAUAAAGGACAUUUUCGGUUACUGUUUUAGUAGCAAACUGACAGAGCACUGGAACCAGUACAAUAAGAGGCAAAACGAGAAAUCCGAAGCAGCGUGGCUGGGAUGGUUUAGUCUGAGUUGCACAGUUUUUCAUUUUGUUUCUGUAAACUUGUAAGUCAUGAGUUAAUUGAUCACAUCUGUAUCACAGCUGGACUAUGUGCUAAGCUGUUUAGCAUUAUUGUAAUAAAUAUGGGAAAUUAUGUCUUUAAACCGUGUGCUGAGGUUACAAAACAGUAAAGAGGGACGGCGUGUUAAUUUUAAGUCCAAUUUUAAGGUUGUGUUUAGAGAGUGACCACCCUGUCCCCACCCAGAGUAAAAUUAAACCCAUGAUGGAGUCCAACCUACAGUUUUCUUAAUGCAGGCAUUAAGGCAAACCAUGAACCACAAACAUUUUCUCUUCUCUCUUUUUUUUUUUUUUUUUUUUUUACCUUUACUGUUAACCUUCUUAUUUGUUUAAGUUAUUUAUACGUUAGAACAUCUCUGUGAUAUUUAGUGGCUUGUGUACACUCUUUCUCCUCCCUGUGUGCGUUUCUCUCUUGUUUUAGGGUUGAGCUUGUCCUCUCAGAGGAAUCUGAAAUAUGAGAUAUUCAAUUCAAAAUGUUGGAUGUUUUUCAUAAUAAACCUGUAUUAAUUCCUGAAUCUGUUUUCUGUUAUUUACUGUAAAAAUAAACCAAUCAGGUGUAACAUUA